Spodoptera littoralis (African cotton leafworm) is the source of this 591-nucleotide messenger RNA. NCBI's taxonomy places the organism in Eukaryota, Metazoa, Arthropoda, Insecta, Lepidoptera, Noctuidae. The record is from the annotation of a GenBank genome assembly.
AUGCUGAGAUUGCAACAGCAACUGAAGCUGCUGAACCAUGUGUAUGGAGCGGCCUGUGACAACCAGUAUCUGUUGACGACCAUGCCACAGUACGCUAAGAGGAUGACCAUCUCUCGACGGAUGAGCGACGAGACAAAUUGGCAUAUGCUGGACGCUGAAUUGCUUCGAAGUUUAGUUGGGGGGUCAACAUUGGCCUGCAAUGGUGUCAUUCCGCUCCCGAUGGACAGACUGCGGCGGAAAGCCAGAGCUCGUACCAAACGGUGUACUGGAUGCGGGCAGAUCAUGGAAAGACACAAUGACACCACAAAAUCUUCUAGUUUAUUUGCAAAAUCUGAUGACGAAGACCAUGCCUGUGAGGAGUGUCGGUCUCCGAUGCAUGCGCCACCGAUUCACCCUGGCAUGCGCAAAAGGAAAGAUAAGCGAAAAGCUCCCCAUCCCACCCCAGUCCCGACUCGGACUAAUCGGAAACCAGAAUCGGGUGAACCCAGUAUUUUAGACUGGCGUGACCCUUUGACCACGAGGGUCCAACUCGCAAACCCUCCCGAAGAGACAGAUGCUGACUACCAAGGACAUAACAUCUCCACGACGUAG